Trichechus manatus latirostris (Florida manatee) is the source of this 702-nucleotide messenger RNA. It is a transcript of the gene ONECUT3, whose product is annotated as one cut homeobox 3. The coding region runs from base 1 to 702 and encodes 233 amino acids. Gene Ontology annotation, molecular function: RNA polymerase II cis-regulatory region sequence-specific DNA binding; DNA-binding transcription factor activity, RNA polymerase II-specific. The transcript has 5 exons. Gene Ontology annotation, cellular component: nucleus. The record is from RefSeq and is a predicted model, not a curated record. Lineage: Eukaryota; Metazoa; Chordata; Mammalia; Sirenia; Trichechidae. Gene Ontology annotation, biological process: regulation of transcription by RNA polymerase II.
AUGCGCCGCUUCCGAGUUCCUGCAAACAGAGCGACCGAGAGAGACGGGGUCAGCGACGCAGAGAGGCUCAUCGCCCCACCUGGGCCCAGUCUGUCCUGGGGCCCUCCUCGUCGUCCCCGAGCCUGCCCCCGGAGCCGGCUGCGCUCGCGGGGUCCGGGGCGGGAGAGGGCCGAGGAGAUCAACACCAAGGAAGUGGCGCAGCGCAUCACCGCCGAGCUGAAGCGCUACAGCAUCCCGCAGGCCAUCUUUGCACAGCGCAUCCUCUGCCGAUCGCAGGGCACGCUCUCCGACCUGCUGCGCAACCCCAAGCCCUGGAGCAAGCUCAAGUCGGGCCGCGAGACCUUCCGCAGGAUGUGGAAGUGGCUGCAGGAGCCCGAGUUCCAGCGCAUGUCGGCGCUGCGCCUAGCAGCCUGCAAGCGCAAGGAGCAGGAGCAGCAGAAGGAGCGCGCGCUGCAGCCCAAGAAGCAGCGCCUGGUGUUCACCGACCUGCAGCGGCGCACACUGAUCGCCAUCUUCAAGGAGAAUAAGCGGCCGUCCAAGGAGAUGCAGGUCACCAUUUCGCAGCAGCUCGGGCUGGAGCUCAACACCGUCAGCAACUUCUUCAUGAACGCGCGGCGCCGCUGCAUGAACCGCUGGGCCGAGGAGCCCGGCACCGCCCCCGGGGGCCCGGCCGGUGCCACUGCCACCUUCUCCAAAGCCUGA